AGAAACUAAUUCAGUGCUCGCCUAUUGACGGAACUAACGCGUUCACUUUUUCACACUUUUGCCGCCAAAACGUGACGUGCGUAUAAUGUGCUAGUGUUACUAUGUAAAAUUGUGAAAAUAGAAAGCGAAAAUGGAAAGAAAAAGCGUCACCAAAAUGUUUCGACCGACUCUCUUCCGCGGUCUAAGUGUGGACUCGGCUGAUUCCACGGCCUACCAUCUCGACAGGAGCCGGCGUGCCUCCCUCAGCGCCGAACAGCGGAGGAAGCUGAGCAUGCUCCGUACUUCCAGCAUCCCUACACCGCUGAGCCCGGUGAGCCACAUUUACCAUAUGGUACACUGCCCAAGAAAAUGCUGUAAUCAGAAAUAUGUUGUCAGUACAGACCGGAGUGGAGAUAUUCAUGUUCACGUUCAGGGAAUUAUUCCAGCUCAUAGUCCAGGUGACUUGAGCCAGCAAGAUAAAAGAUGUGUUUUCCUCACAGUUCAUGACCUUGGGACGAAUCAUACAUCGAUGGUUGACUUCGUGAAUUGUCCAGCUAUGACGGAAAUAAAGGAGCGAUCGUGUUUUAUUCACGUUGAUGUUCCGGGGCAUGAAGAAAACUCACCAGACCUACCGGAAUCGUACCCAUUCCCAUCACUGCAGACAUUAGGCGAGGACAUGGUCACGGUUCUGGACUUCCUCCAAGUGCGUUAUGCUGUCGGCCUUGGUGAAGGUGCAGGGGCCAAUAUCCUGGCUCGCUGUGGACAAGCUCAUCCUAGACGCCUUCUAGGUCUGAUUCUGGUUAACUGCACGGGAUCAACAUCCUCUGUGGCUGACGCUUUCCGUUCCCGCUUCUCGCGCUGGCGCGGGACCGACAUAUCUCAGUCUGAGGAAGAUUUCCUCAUCUAUCACAAGUUCGGACACGUGAGUUAUAUCCCACCAGAGAUCCCUCACUAUCGCUAUCAGCAAAUAUCAAGUGACGCCUGUGAGGCGGCCGAGAGGGAGAGAAUGCUUGCAGAAUACAGAUCUCGAUUGAGAGGGAAUCUCAAUACACACAAUAUCAAGCAGUAUGUGCGAGCGUUUAUACACCGCAAAGACCUGAUACUUCGAGGGUGUCGACCUGAUAUUCUCCUCAUAACUGGUAUGCUGAGCCCAUACAUGAGCGUCGUGGAAAAAAUGUACAAGGAAUUGGACAAAGAUAAAGUGACGAUUCUGAAGAUCGAGAAAGUUGGUGAUGUUCUAGCUGAAGCUCCAGCCAAGGUCGCCCAGUCCCUGCUCCUCUUCUGUCAAGGCCAGGGACUACUGACUUCCCUUCCCCCACCUGGAGUAGAGCGGCGGAUGUCACGCGCCAUGUCUAUGGAGGAGUAUGAUAAGCCUAACAUUAGGCGGUUGUCGCUCACACCGAAUAUGUCAGAGUCUCCACCACCACGUAAAGUGUAGGAUUACUAUAGACAGAUAGACCUUUAUUAGCUUGAGAUGGGCAAAGUUUAAAAUUACGUACAAAAUUUCACGUUUCUAUGAAAAUUCUUAAGUUCGAACACUAGUCGAUUUUUCAUACAAAUAUGAUGUUUGGUUAAACUAUGGAGCUAUCGUGAACUGCGACGGUGUCGAGUAUUCGUAUAGGCUUUCCAUACAAUAUGUUUAGUUUACUACACUAUUAUAUUGGAACGAUGUGCUUCCGUUUAGAGCAGUAGAGCUAGGAUACGAUAGGCAUUUUAAAGCGCUCUUUUUAAACAGCGUCCAUGAAGUCUUAUACAAAAACCUAUUUAUUAUAUUACGAUAGCCAUUUGAUUUUGCGUAUUGUUUGUGCUAAGGCCGUUCUAGUAGCUAUAAAUCAUAUUUGUAUACGUUAUUUAAUUCGUAUGAUUAAAGAAAACGUGUUUUUGGUUGUUACGUCUCACGCAGAGACGGUAUUUACGUGUUAAUUUGCAUAUUUUUUUGUGAAGCCCAAGGAAGUCACCUCUGUUUUUAAUUUAGUUAAAAUGUUGUUGAAAAUAUGUACGUUUUAAAUUAUA
Pieris napi is the source of this 1992-nucleotide messenger RNA. RefSeq lists its product as uncharacterized. The coding region runs from base 131 to 1417 and encodes 428 amino acids. NCBI's taxonomy places the organism in Eukaryota, Metazoa, Arthropoda, Insecta, Lepidoptera, Pieridae. The transcript has 11 exons. Gene Ontology annotation, biological process: signal transduction. Gene Ontology annotation, cellular component: cytoplasm. The record is from RefSeq and is a predicted model, not a curated record.